UCUCUGCCUCCGCACAAUCACACACGCAAUAAGUUUGACAGUAAGCAGCAUUGCCGCGAGCGCACGGUUGCGCUUUGUCCCAGCCACUUGUCGAGUGAAAUUUUUUUAAUUUUAAUAGGCCAAGUAGUUGCAGGGAAGCAGUUAGUGUCCUUCGAAAGAACAUACUUGGAAUGUUCAGCAGUUUGGUGCUAUAUCGAUUUUCUUGUUUUGCGCGGAGUAAUAUAAAAUAGAUUAUUUUUGUAGUGAAAAUAAGCAGAGGAAUACAAAUAUGUCCAGGGACCCCGAAGAAGUGAACAAGCUGACCGAAAGUACAUACAAGAAUGUAAUGGAACAGUUUAACCCAGGGCUGCGCAACCUGGUCAACCUUGGGAAGAGCUAUGAGAAGUCAGUGGCUGCAAUGACCCUGGCAGGGAAGCUGUACUUUGAUGCCGUUUCAAAAAUAGGGGAAAAUGCAGCAGUGUCACCAGUAUCCAGGGAAUUAGGGGUUGUGCUGAUGGAGAUUUCAGAAGUGCACAAGAAAAUUCAUCUGGAGCUGGAAGAGAGUUUUAAAAGAUUUCACAAAGAAAUCAUCGGUGAAUUGGAACGGAAAACUGAAAUGGAUGUGAAAUACAUGACUGCAACAUUCAAGAGAUACCAGACAGAACACAAACUGAAGCAGGACUCGCUGGAGCGAUCGCAGUCAGACCUGAAGAAGCUGCGCAGGAAAAGCCAAGGCAAGAAUUCCAUCAAAUAUGAGAGCAAGGAAAACGAGUGCAUGGAGACGAUAACCUCCCGUCAGAUAGACAUUCAGAAGUUCAUCGCAGAUGGCUGCAGGGAGGCCCUGCUGGAGGAGAAGAGGAGGUUCUGCUUCUUGGUGGACAAGCACUGCACAUUAUCCUACCAGAUAUCCGCCUUCCAUGACAAGGCAAAAGAGAUUCUGGCCGUAAAGUUGCCCAGCUGGCAGGACAAGUGCUGUGAUGCCACCAAGGUGCCGGACAGCGUGAUAUCUAUGAUCGAAGGGAUGCGGACCCCUGUGUCCAUGACCCCCCAACCCUCACCCCUCAUGGAGAGGUACAAUCGGAAGAACAUGGACAUGGUGGUUCCACCUCCAGCUCCACCGCUUAAGGCACAAACCAGCCCUCUGGCAAACAUGUUCACCCAGGACACACCCAAGACUGCCAUCAUGGCUGAACGGAUCUCAGAUCACAGUGAGGAGAACAACUUACCCAGGUCCGUGUCUGUGUCCACGGGCCUCAACAUGGUCAAAAGACCCAAGGUCGAAACCAUCUUCCCUCACACAGCGGGGAACAACGAGACCUUGCUCAGCUUCGACGAGGGUGACAUAAUCACACUGCUCAUACCCGAGGAGAAGGACGGCUGGUUGUAUGGGCAGCUGGAGAAGUCAAGGCAGAGGGGUUGGUUUCCCUCUUCCUAUUGCCGUCCUUAUACAGAGCCUGUGGUCAAAAGCAGUGUCUCCACACCGGUUCGCAGUUUAAGCGUCGCCAACCUUGCAGAUCAAGAGCAGGCAGCCGUGGUGCUGCCCCCCCCAGACUACAGCGACAUGUCCAGCAUGAGCUCCUCCAGCAAGUCAUCGACACCCUCGCCUGAAAACACGCAGAAAACUCAACCGAAUGGUAUAUCCAAGCCUCCUUUCCUAGGGGGAGGGAAUCCCUUUGCUACCGUCAAACUGCGGCCUACAGUUACCAAUGACAGAUCCGCUCCAGUCAUCUGAUGAGCGGCGGUCAGGUCCUGCAGUCCAACCAUGGGAUUGAUUUUGGAUUACAGGCCUGUAAGCUCCACCCCAUGGUCUUAAUCCAAUCACAUCUCCUUUGACACCCCCCACCGACCCGCACCAAAUGUCAUCAUGCUCAUAUUUGUAGUGGAAAUCCCUAAACAGGAAUUUAUAGUGGUGAAGUGCAGGAUGGAUUGAAGAUUGAAAUGGUUGUGCGGGAGAGUAUCUUCUACAGAUGCCAUGUUUAUUUCAUUAAUGAUGUCGAAAGCUACUGCUGCCCACACUCACAUUGAGGUAGAGAAACAAUUUAUUUAUAUAUGUUUAAGACAAAUUCAGAUAUAUUUUAAGAAAAUUUUAUUGUGAAUAAUUGAACAUAAGCAAUGCCUCAUUCUAUAUGAACAAAUGUGUACAAAGUAUUGAUUCAAACCUUUUUCCCCGUUUUAGAAGAAAAAUGUAUGUAUUAUCAUGUGUAUUAGAUGGAAGAUUUUAUUUUGACUGCUUGUUGAAACAUUUCAGUUUAAAGACUUUCAUUUGCCAUUGGAUGCAAAAUGAAGUGUUCUGAAUGGGAUAUGUAUGGGUCAUUUAGCAUUCCACAAUUGUAAACAUUAUAUUGUUAGUACGGUGAGGGUACAGAUGUAUCUUUGGCCUUUAAUUGAAAACGAUGUAGUGUGUAGGUCUGUAGUAAUUCCUUACUGGUAAGCAUACAGUAGCCAUGCACAUAUUUGUAAUGUAAGAAUUUACAGGCUUUACCUUAACAUCAUUUAUGUAUAAAUGUAUGCCGUAUGUAACAGAUUGCAUUCCAUCUCAAGAUAUGGCAUCAUAUAUAUAUGCAUGAUUUGAACAAAUUGAGUAUGAUAAUUUAAAUGCUCUAAGUCCCAAGCCCUUUUCAGAUACUGAUGUGCAUUUUCCGUUCAAAACUCAUAUUCUGAAUAAGAACAUCCACAUUUUACAUUUUUACUCUUUUUGACCAAGUGCAUCAUCUGACUAUUGAAACCCUUCAAAGGAGGGGAAAAUAGUUGCCUUAACUACAGUUUAUUUCUUUUGCCUGUCAGUGCAUUUUUCUACUAAAUUCCUCAAAUUUAAAGACAUAAUCUUAAAUGGUUUUCACACAAUUCAGUUGCUUAUACAUGCAAACUGCACUUGUUCUACAUUUCUUAAUAUAUCUAAUCAGAUUAUUUGGUUUGUUAGGGUUUUUUUUUUUUACAUAUUGUAAGCUUGUUUUGAACCACAUCUGCUACCCCUUACUUUGCAUUUAGCUUUGAGAAGUUGCUUGAAAUAAAACAAUUUUCUUUGUGUAGGUGCGAUAGAGUCUGUAAAAUCAGCACCCUUCAUGUGAGUUUUUUUUUUCUAUGAAUAACUUGCCAAUUUUAAAAUGCAUAGGAAAUUUUCUUUUCUUGAGUUCCUUUGAGGUGUCAUGAAAGAAAAAUUCUGGAUUUUCAAGAACUUAAAUAUCGCUGAUAAGACUGACAUGUGAAUAACAACAUAACGGAAUAAAACUGAUUCUACCAUUUUGA
Anguilla rostrata (American eel) is the source of this 3225-nucleotide messenger RNA. RefSeq names its product BAR/IMD domain containing adaptor protein 2 like 1a (gene baiap2l1a). Bases 269 to 1711 code for a protein of 480 amino acids. Gene Ontology annotation, molecular function: protein binding. NCBI's taxonomy places the organism in Eukaryota, Metazoa, Chordata, Actinopteri, Anguilliformes, Anguillidae. Gene Ontology annotation, cellular component: cytosol; nucleoplasm. The record is from RefSeq and is a predicted model, not a curated record. The transcript has 14 exons. Gene Ontology annotation, biological process: plasma membrane organization; actin filament bundle assembly; positive regulation of actin filament polymerization.